Molecule: messenger RNA, 3967 nt
Organism: Salvelinus namaycush (lake trout)
Lineage: Eukaryota; Metazoa; Chordata; Actinopteri; Salmoniformes; Salmonidae
Product: vascular cell adhesion protein 1-like
Exons: 8
Coding region: 149-2227 (692 amino acids)
Biological process (GO): cell-cell adhesion
Cellular component (GO): membrane
Molecular function (GO): integrin binding
Source: RefSeq, a predicted model, not a curated record
ACGUGACACAACUGACCGCUGCGCCUGUUGAAGAGUUGGGCUGUAGUAUGCAUGUGGGGACUGGACACUUGGACAUCAGACGCUGACCGCAAGGAAUACCUACAUUUUUCUACGUCUUUCUGGGAAUAAAAUAUUAGUUUAAUAUCAAAUGUGUGAAAUAAUAUUUAGUCGGAUUUUUCUUGGGUUUCCCGUACUUCUACUCUGGAUGGCAGGUGGUCCUACACAUGCCGCCUGUCCUAUUGAGCUCAACCCUCCCAGAUUGGUGGUGAGAUAUGGAGACUCAGUCUCAGUCAACUGCAGCACAUCAUCCACAGACCAUGAGGGGAUGGGCUGGGAGGCCACAUUCGGAGGUACAAGUUUUGAAGAGGUCAACUUUGUCAUCUGGACUGUGGAAUAUUUGACAGACUGGACAAUACAACCUAAAUGCUACAUCACCACAAAAGAUGAAGUGCAGUGUUUGGAAACGUUCCCUGUCAUUCUAUACAAGACUCCAGACAGAGUCUCCAUCCCUCCUCUGAGCCACUCUGGUCCCAUGGUGGAGGGGACAGAGUACCAGCUGCAGUGUGACAUCCAGAACAUCGCUCCUCAACAGAACCUGGUUGUGAAGUGGUACAAAGGGAAUGAACUCUUAGAUAAUGUAACUUACAGUAACGUCAGUAAGACACCAGUGGAUGUGUCACCUACUCUGAUGAUCAGCCCCAGUAGAGAUGAUGAUGGAGCUCAGUAUAGAUGUAGAGCAGAACUGGACCUGGGACCAGAGGGACCACAACCCCAUCCUACAGUGACAUCAGAACCUCUCAACAUUACUGUGCACUAUGCUCCUGAGUUCCUUCCAGGGAAUGACACAGUGGAGGUGAGUGCAGGCAGUGAUGUGUCUCUGGACUGCAGUGCUGAGGGGAACCCUCCUCCUGAGCUGAGGUGGACCAACAACACUGCAGAGGGAAAUGCCAAUGAGACCACUGUGGGGCACCUGCGUACUCUCUAUAUCUCCAGAGUAACAGCUAAUGCAACUUACAACUGCACAGUCACAAAUAGACUGGGCUCCAUCACCAAGCAGAUACAUGUCCUAGUAGAUGUACCUCCACAACAACACCCAACCAUGUUCUCCACAGCACCCUCAACUCCAGGAACUAUGACCACCCUCCCAGCAACAGCCAAGCCAAAAGUAGUUACCUUUCCUCUUGAGCUCAACCCUCCCAGAGUGGUGGUGAGAUAUGGAGACUCAGUCUCAGUCAACUGCAGCACAUCAUCCACAGACCAUGAGGGGAUGGGCUGGGAGGCCACAUUCGGAGGUACAAGUUUUGAACAAGAUGUCAACGUUGUCACCUGGAUUGUGGAUAACCUUACUGAUUGGACAAUAGAACCUAAAUGCUACAUCACAUCAUUGAGCGAUCAACCCUCAAAAGUACUUCCAGUCAUUCUCUACAAGACUCCAGACAGCGUCUUCAUCUCUGUUCUGAGACACUCUGGUCCCAUGGUGGAGGGGACAGAGUACCAGCUGCAGUGUGACAUCCAGAACAUCGCUCCUCUACAGAACCUGGUUGUGAAGUGGUACAAAGGGAAUGAACUCUUAGAUAAUGUAACUUACAGUAACGUCAGUAAGACACCAGUGGAUGUGUCAGCUACUCUGAUGAUCAGCCCCAGUAGAGAUGAUGAUGGAGCUCAGUAUAGAUGUAGAGCAGAACUGGACCUGGGACCAGAGGGACCACAACCCCAUCCUACAGUGACAUCAGAACCUCUCAACAUUACUGUGCACUAUAUGCCAUGCAUCAAUGCAUCUCGACUGCCAGUGAGGAUACCUGUGUUCAGGGGCUAUCCUGAGGAGUUAGUGUGUGAGGCUGAGGGUUACCCACAGCCCAGGAUACAGUGGCUCUAUGACCCAUCGAAGCCUGUCAGUCAGGCGGGAGGCAACCUGACUGUCUUUGAGGCAGGGUUCUACAACUGCACCGCCACCAACGAUGUGGGGACGAGCUUCAUUGUGGUAGAGGUGGUUUUAAAUGAGGACUACCUGCCCCUCAUAGCGGGCUUCGUGGCCUUCAUGGUCGUGGUCAUCUCGGUCAUCUUCGUCUUCAUCUACUCCAUCUACUACAAGAACAACAAGAUGGGCCGCUACAGCCUGAAGAAGGCCAAGCUCAGCAGCAUGCCCAACGGCAACGUAGCGCAGAACGGCGGCCGGGACACUCCGUUCCCGAUGACUAAACUGUCUCAGCCAAACAUCUACUUCUAGGAGAAUGAGUUUUAUUGGGAUGGGCCACUUUGAAUGAAGAGCCCUCUUUCCCCGCUGAGAGACUAAGUGACUAAGUGAGAGACCAAGUGGUUGAGGUGGUUGAGGGGCUGGUCACAACUCAUUCAGCUGGUAGACUCAGGUCUGGAUUGUGAUAGUUGGGAGUGUCUCCUGACUCUCCUCCAACCUCCCUAUGCUUCAUAUGCACUCCCUUUCCUCUUUAGCACUUUAAGAUUUUAAGUACAGAUCAGUCCCUCUAUUUCCCCUUGACUGAAGAACUUGAUGAGGUAGAAUAACCUCUGUUUUUAGUGUAAGCUUUAUGAUCUAUUCUACACAUUCAAAGUGUAGCUGAUGUUUUCUCUGAAGGACAAGAAGAGGCAGCAAAUGGACAAGGUGAAAUCCCUUUUUGGAAAUUGGCUGAAUUGAAAUAAAUGUUUUGGAAAAACUGGUUUGUGUUGCAUAAACACCAACAAGGGAAUUGUUAUGCCAUUUUGAAUGUCUUUUUUUAGUAUGGUCUGAUGACAAUGUAAUUUCUGUCACAUUAUGCAAUUGCUUGAAGAGCAGCACAUGGUUGAAAUUGUGAGAAUGUCCCCUUUGCCUGGAUGUGAUGUCUUGCUCGUGACAAGAAACUUGGAGUGUAAACCUGCAGUACAGUGGAGGCUGCUGAGGGGAGGCCGGCUCAUAAUAAUGGCUGGAACGGAGUGAAUGGAAUGGCAUCAAACACAAGGAAACCAUGUUUGAUGUAUUUGAUACCAUUCCACUAAUUCCACUCCAGCCAUUACCACGAGCCCGUCCUCCCCAAUUAAGGUGCUACCAAUCUCCUGUGCUACAGUAUAUGCACACAACCUCUUUAGGUUGUGAACACAAUGAUCAGUGAAACCAAUUAAUGUAGCCUACAUGUGAAAAGUAUUAUUUCCCCAGAGUACGAAUUAUAUCGUGACAUUAAGGGGGUCUCCAUUUUUUUACGCGACUUCCUACAUUUUUUGGGGGGGACUAAUAGUAAAGAUGUAUUGUAAUGGUAAACAUUAUUACCUUUUAAUGUGGCAUGAACACAAACAGUCAUGAUGCGUUCAUCUGAUUCUCAAACAAAUCACUUAAAAAAUGAAGCUACCUGUGCACUUUUGUCCACAAAACAAUUCCAGCUUCCAACAGUGCACCCGCCGUUUCAUGAAGGGAAAGAGACAUCUGUUACAAAAUUGAUGCGUCUUGCUGACAAAUUGACAGAAAAAAUAUAAAAAUGUGGACACCUGAAAAGGGGCUGAAAUAUGGGACCCAACUACAGCUGUCUGUCCCAAGCUCAUGUGAGGGCCCAGUUGAAACAAUAUUGCAAAGCUCAAAACAGACAUCAGAGAGGCAGACAGGCGGAGAAUGAAUGCGAUUGAAAGAACCUGAACUGGUUUAAACCAGUGGGGAGCUCAUUUAGGGGAGCUCAUGUCUCAUUUGGCGGUCAGAGCUACUCUGUUACUACUCUACACUGCUCCUACUCACCCAGAACUGCAUCUGGAGUGUUCAGUGUUUUAACUGCAUCACUGUAAUGCCUGACUGCAUGUGAGUUCUGAAUGUGUGGAAGGGGCAGUUGGUGUGUGGUUGUCUCUUCCUGUAAGCAGAUUGAAUCAAGCCAUUAUUAUCACAUGCAGGAGUCAAGAGAAAGCCUGGAGCUCAAGAGUAAUGUCAAUACUUUUUAGGUCUCACUUCAUAUUGAGUGGCCUAAAACCUUUGUAAUUACAUGGUUGUUACAUGGUA